This is a messenger RNA of Ipomoea nil (Japanese morning glory), 483 nucleotides long. RefSeq lists its product as uncharacterized. The coding region runs from base 1 to 483 and encodes 160 amino acids. The record is from RefSeq and is a predicted model, not a curated record. The transcript has 3 exons. Gene Ontology annotation, molecular function: nucleic acid binding. Lineage: Eukaryota; Viridiplantae; Streptophyta; Magnoliopsida; Solanales; Convolvulaceae.
AUGCCGUCGACUAUCGCCAUGGGCACUCGGAUGAAUGGAGGCUUCGUUCCCAGUUCCCAGUUCCCAGUUCGCCAUGGAGAAGAGGCUGGAGAUUUUUUAGGAUUCCGACGGAGGCUUCACGAGCUGUCCUUCAAUCGAAAAAUAAAAUCCAUUCAGUCGGAUCUAGGUGCUGAAUACAACAAAUUGCAUGCCUCCUUUGUUCAGUUAGGAAUUCAACAUAUGCAAUCCUGUGCAUAUACACAUGAGCAGAAUGGCCGUGUUGAACGUAAACACAGACAUAUUGUUGAAACUGGUAUAGCACUCUUAGCUCAUGCCUAUGUUUCUUUAAAAUUCGGGGAUUUCGCUUUUGAGACUGCUGCGACACCACCUACUCAGACUGCUCCCUUGGCGGAAUCUAUUCUUCACCAUGACGUCAUCAAUGCUGCAUCGGACUCUGUGCAUCCAGAUCCUGUGAAGAUCAGGUGGGGAUAUGAUCCCACAUGA